AUGCCUUCUUCCCGUGUGUCCCAGCGUAGACGGUCGUCAUUGGCUUCCGGCAUCACUACAGUGAGGGCUGGCAAGUAUGGCGUCACACAAUCGUCCAACUCACCUCGGAAUGUUACCUUUGCACCCAACGUAACACCUGGCACGUACAACGAGCCCGAUGGCGCAUCAAAGGACGAUACUCCAUCGCCCGUCAAUGCGUUGUUCCCUCCUUCGCAAACACCAGCACCAGCACCGACACGUCGACGGGCGCCACCCGGCAAGCGGCGGUCGCAGGGAUACAUCCCGCGGCCUCCGAACGCAUUCAUGCUCUUCCGCGCCGACUUCGUGCACCAGAGGCACAUUCCGGGAUCUAUUGAAGCUACUCACGGUACCUUGUCUAAGAUCAUUGGUAAUCUCUGGCACGCCCUUCCUCUGGAAGAAAAGAGGACAUGGGAGAAUCUAGCGAAGAAAGCAAAGGCUGAGCAUCGCCAAAUGUACCCUGACUACCGCUUCCGGCCAGUGCACAAGAAGAAGGGCGAGAAGAAUGCGAAGAAAAAGGGAAAGAUUCCGCUCCCGGAACCGGAUGAGCGUCGCUGUGAGGACAUAACCGAAUUUCUGAUCGAGGGCAUGAAGGGCGACGAACUCGCCGCGGCCGUGCGUCAACGGGACAUGGAACGAUCGCGUUCGCGAACACGCACCGCUAGUCCAGGUCCUUAUGCAGGUUUCAACCCCCCAUCGUUCCCUCCGAUGUCGCAGUUGCAUCAGCCGACUCCCAUAUACGCGCAACGCCGCUCCUCUUCUGUUCCUCCGCCAAGCAUGUACUAUCCGAUCGUGCUACCCAGCGUACCGUUCUUCGGGUCGCGCGCGCCCUCACCAGUCGGGCACAUUUCUCGUUCGCAACGGAUCGUCCAGGGCCAUCGCCGUGCCUCAAGUGUGCAGCCUAUUCCGUCGCGUUCGUGGACGAUGCCCAUGGAGACGUCCGAGCAAAUGGGCAUGCCGGAAGUUUGGCAACUACAGCGUGACUGGUCGCCUUUGCCUGAGCCGGACAUGUCGCUCUUCCAGCCCGAGUACACGAGUGGUGGAAUGCAGGGCGGAUUGCCCUUCACACCUACCGUGGAGAACGUGGCGCUGUUUGCUCAGGACUGCUCUCAGAAUGACUUCCAAAAUUAUGACUUCAAUGACGCCUCCCAGCAUCAGCAGCAUCAACAGCAUCAAUCGCUCUCCCUCAGCAUCAGCCCUCUCGAUGCCGUCCCAGUCGAUCUUUCCGCUCCUGUGGCUGAGUCACCAGCGAUCCCUCCUUUCUCGUCAGUCUCCUCGCAGCACAGCCCGAUGUCCGCGUCAUUCGACUUCUCCGCUGGUUUCGCGCCUGGUGUCGAUGGGAUGUCGCUUGGCCCUCUCGACAUGGUCAGCGGCUGGGCUCCCAGUUCCGGGCCGUCGUCGACGGUCUCGGGCUCGCCCGCGCUAUCGGAGACCUCCUUGCCCAUGCCAAACCAGAUGAUCGUUGGCGGUGUAGAUGUCCAGGCCAGUGUGCUUGCACCGCAGCCUAUGCACGCGCAGGCAUUUGGAUGGAGCCAGCAGGUCCACGAGCAGGUCCACGUGCAGGUCCACCAAGAUGGCCUCCUGCAGCAAGUACCGGCGGCCACGGAGCACCCACAUCAGGGGUACGCACCUGCGCUCGAGCAGAUGUGUGGCACCGCACAGGUCUUCCCGCAGUUCGACUCCGGCAUGUUCGUCACGGAGGGCUACGUGACCGACGCGCCGAUGGAGAUGGGCUUGGAUGAUGCCUUCAACUUCCACCAGGCGACUGCAUUCUAG
Laetiporus sulphureus 93-53 is the source of this 1794-nucleotide messenger RNA. RefSeq lists its product as uncharacterized. The transcript has 4 exons. Gene Ontology annotation, biological process: regulation of transcription by RNA polymerase II. The coding region runs from base 1 to 1794 and encodes 597 amino acids. Gene Ontology annotation, cellular component: nucleus. Lineage: Eukaryota; Fungi; Basidiomycota; Agaricomycetes; Polyporales; Laetiporaceae. The record is from RefSeq and is a predicted model, not a curated record. Gene Ontology annotation, molecular function: RNA polymerase II cis-regulatory region sequence-specific DNA binding; DNA-binding transcription factor activity, RNA polymerase II-specific.